Messenger RNA from Pristis pectinata (smalltooth sawfish), 4039 nucleotides. It is a transcript of the gene glipr2, whose product is annotated as GLI pathogenesis-related 2. The record is from RefSeq and is a predicted model, not a curated record. Gene Ontology annotation, cellular component: extracellular region. NCBI's taxonomy places the organism in Eukaryota, Metazoa, Chordata, Chondrichthyes, Rhinopristiformes, Pristidae.
GGUGAGGCCCACAAACACUGCAGUCCAACUACACACCGUACGGGAGAAUCAUCUGAUAUCUGCAAGGCCCUGUCAAGUCUGCAGGACGCAGGUUCCAGAGAGAGGAGGUGGAUCAGAGCAUCGAGAUCAAGAUCAAUUGGGUGGUGAAGGAGGCCUUAAGGAUGAAGUUGUUCAGCUCUGACCUGUUUCACACAACGGCACCACACCAAAGUGAAAGAAGCACAAUCCGCACGACCUGCGCCCCACGUUAACACUGGUCAUUUCACACAACUGGUUUGGAGACACACCAAAGAGAUCUGGAUUGACCUGGCAACUGAUGACAUCGGUCUCAUCAUCAUGGCUCAGAUCAACCCAACUGGUAUAGAUUCUGGAAGUUUUCCCUCGCAGUUGCUGAAAUCUGUGAAUGAAUACCGGAAGACACAUGGAGCGAAACCAUUAAUCCUGAACCCAGCCAUCAGUGCAGAGGCUGAGAAAUGGGCAAAACAUCUGGUAAACUCCAGGACACUGCAGCACAGUGACACACCGCAUGGGGAGAAUAUCUGGUGUCAGCAGAGCACAGUCACUCAGCAGGUGACAGGGCAACAGGUUGCUGACUCAUGGUACAAUGAAAUUAAGAAUUAUGACUUCUCCUCUCCUAGAUUUCAGAAGAAUUGUGGGCAUUUCACACAGCUGGUUUGGAGAGACUCCAAGGAGAUGGGGGCUGGCCUGGCAUCUGAUGGCAAAGGUCUCACUGUCGUGGUGGCUCAGUUUGACCCAGCUGGUAACAUCACCAAUCCAGGCUACUUUGCUAAAAACGUCCUGCCCACUGGCAGCAAGGUGCAGGACGAUGAGGGUGGGUCAGCCCAUAGAGAGAACACAGACAAACCUAAACCAUCAGCAACAAGCCGGCAGGCACCAAUGUCAGCUGAAGAUUCUGGAAAUUUUGCCAAACAGUUGCUGAACUCUGCAAACAAAUAUCGGGUGAACCACGGAGCACAACCUUUAACCCUAAGCACACAAAUCAGCAGGAAUGCGGAGAAAUGGGCAGAGCAUCUCGUCACCUCCAAAACAUUAAAGCACAGUGACACACCGUAUGGGGAGAACAUCUGGUAUCAGCAAGGCCCUGUAGGUCUGCAGGUCACAGGGCAGGAAGUUGUUGAUUCCUGGUACAAUGAAAUUAAAGAUUAUGACUUCUCCUCCCCUGGUUUUCAGAAAAACUGUGGGCAUUUCACACAGCUGGUUUGGAGAGACUCCAAGGAGAUGGGGGUUGGCCUGGCAUCUGAUGGCAAAGGUCUCACUGUCGUGGUGGCUCAGUUUGACCCAGCUGGUAACAUCACCAAUCCGGGCUACUUUGCUAAAAAUGUCCUGCCCACUGGCAGCAAGGUGCAGGACGAUGAGGGUGGGUCAGCCCACAGAAAAAAUGUCAGGACUCCUGGUACGCCAACUAGUACAGGUGAAGCCUCUGGAAAAUUUCCCGAACAGUUGCUGAAAUCUGUGAACGAAUAUCGGGUGAACCAUGGAGCGCAGCCUUUGGCCCUGAGCUCACAAAUCAGCAAGGAUGCGGAGAAAUGGGCAAAGCAUCUUGUCACCUCCAAAACAUUAAAGCACAGUGACACAUCAUAUGGAGAACAUCUGUAUCAGCAAGGCCCUGCAGGUCUGCAGGUCACAGGGAAGGAAGUUGCUGAGUCAUGGUACGAUGAAAUUAAAAAAUAUGACUUUUCCUCUCCUGGAUUUCAAAAGAAUUGUGGGCAUUUCACACAGCUGGUUUGGAGAGACUCCAAAGAGAUGGGGGUUGGCCUGGCAUCUGAUGGCAAAGGUCUCACUGUUGUGGUGGCUCAGUUCAACCCAGCUGGUAACAUCACCAAUCCAGGCUACUUUGCUAAAAACGUCCUGCCCACUGGCAGCAAGGUGCAGGAGGAUGAAGGUGGCUCAGCCCACAGAGAGAAAGUCAAGACAUCGGACGUGCCGGAAACAAGAAAAGCGGCACCAGUUUCAGGCAAUGAAAAGAAUGCCUUUAUUGCUGAGCUACUUAAAGAGCACAACAGUUUACGAGCCCGACAUCAGUCACCUCCACUCCAGGUUAAUUCUGAGCUCUCUGUGCAAGCACAGAAAUGGGCAGAUCAUCUUGUCAACAUCAAAACUCUCCAGCACAGUGACACCAACUACGGAGAAAACCUCUGGUACAAAUGGAGCAGCGACAAAAAGCUACCAACAGGAAGAGAAGUGAGUGAAUCCUGGUACAAUGAAAUUCAGGACUACAACUUUGAAGCUCCAGGGUUUCACAGUAAGACAGGGCACUUCACCCAGCUGGUGUGGAAGGCAACAAAAGAGAUGGGGGCCGGACAAGCGACAGAUGGAAAAGGCAAGUUCAUUGUGGUGGCAGUGUACAAACCACCGGGGAACAUCAGCAAUCCCGGCUACUUCAAGGAAAACGUGUUACCACCCAAAAAAUAAUGAGCAAGGAGGAUGAGUAUGGGUGGCACUUGUCACAUGCCACUGUCCUAUACAAUGCACAAAUAAUAUUGUUUGAAAUUUAAUUAAUGCUUUAAAUGGUACUUCUUUCCAGGAUUUGAGUGGCUUUAGCUAUAAUAUUUUAAUAAUAAGAACCAAUACCCAGUGAGCAAAUAGAUACUUGUGCAACCCCAGUUUCCUUCCCCUCUCUGUGGUGCUUGUGGUUUUAGUUGUCAGGGUCUAAGAUAUGAAAUUGUCUGGUUGAAUAUUUCUCUCUUCCUACAACUAUCUUUUAAGGCAGUCCUUGAAAUCUUUUGUUCUUCAUGAUUGUUCGCCUAUUCUAAUUUCCUUUAUGUGCAUGGGUGUCAAAUUAUAUUUUUAACCCCCUUCACAAGAACAAUAGGGUGUUUUACUAAAGUCACAGUAUGCUAUACGCUAUAAAGGUUUGUUAAUCCGGCACCCUCAAAACUUUGUUGUUCUAGACUGGUAGAUUUUCAAGGCUAUUGGAUAUUGCUGCUAUUAAUACCCAAGCACUCUUUUAUUUCACCUUUUGUUGUAUAUAUAUUACACAGUAUUUUCCAGUGAAACCAAUGGGUUUAAAAGGCAGAGAACUGAGCCUUGGGUUUAAAGGGAGCACUGGAAACAGAAUUGGGUGAGUUAAGGGGAGCAGGAAAUGGAACCGGGUAAGUUAAAGGGAGCAGGGAACAGACCCAGUGAAUUUCAAAGGAAUACUGGGAAAUAUGGCCCAAUGAAUUGAAAGGGAACAGGGAAAAGAACUUGGUAAAUAUAAAUGGAGCUGGGGGGAACAGAGCACCAGUGAGUUUUAAGGGAGUGGGAAAUGGCCCUAGGUGUCUCAGGAAUAGGAAACAGAGCCCGGUGAGCCAGAUGCUAAAUUGUCAGGAUUUCCAAACAAUAGGAUACUGGAUAAUUGGAGUUUUACUGUACGUCGCUGAGAUGUUUGAAGUACAACCUGCAUUGCUGUAAUCCUGGUCAUUACAGUUGAGAGAAGUGUGAUUGAACAAUACCAUUUGCAGACUGGAUACGUAAUAAUUAAAGGAGGUUGUUUUACUAACACAAUUCUAACAGAGUUUGGGCAGAGAAAUGUGCAGGCUUUUUUCUGCCAAUGUGUAUUUUGUUGUGCAAGCUGGUCUAAAGGAAAUGGGCUAUUUUAAUUUGCUUGCUGACUUGUUUCACCUCCCACUGGAACCUGUUCCAACACUUUCCAUUUCCUUCUGAGCAUUGAUUUUAAAUACUUUCCUUCUGCUGUCAUGCUGUUUUUCGCUCAACCAGCCACCAAUGAAUAACACCCAUUGAAUGAAGAGGCACAUAGGCCUCCUUUGGGGCCUUAAUGAUGCACCGUAGCUACAGUGUGCUGAAGUAAACUGCAGAUUUUCCAAUCUGAAAGCCUUUCAUGAUGUUAGUGAGAUGUUUGGUAUUACCAUCUGGAAACGCUCAUCCAUUCAUGAGGCUCCAUUGUAGUUAAAGUCAGCUAUUAAAGAGUAACUGUGGUUUUAAUGUUGCUUUCAUUUUACACAAUUAUGCUCUCAACUGCUGUCUGAGAUGUAGUGAUUGUAGAGACCAUUGGAAUAAAGAAUCACACUGUGCUCAA